AUGUUCCACAAUAAUUUCCACAGCUCUUCAACUGCCUCAACAAGCGAGCUCUCGCGAUCGUUGAGUGAGUUGGUGGUUCUCAGUACACCCUCAACCACAGCCUCAAAGCAGCAAAAGGAAGUAUCUCCUCUGGCAUCCACUCCUCUUAAAGUUGGAGAUUCAGCAACGGGAGCCCAAAGUAAUUCAUCCAUUCUGUUUGCAGUAACCUCGAAAUACCUUGAAAAAACACCAUCAAUUGUGAAAUCGGAGGCAAGAAAUUUGAUCAAGCGUUUGGAAAAUAGUGUAGAUGAAGCUAUGGACGCCUUGGAGCAAUUGUAUAAUUUAAGCAUGUUUCACUCACACCGACAAAGUAUGGUACAAGAAUGUGGUAUCAUUUCAACUCUCACUCUUGUGCUCAAAACAAAGGAGAAUCGAUUUAAGGAAUUAGCAGCACGGGCUCUUCAAUUGUAUGCUCAAGAUGGAGAGGAAAGCUGUAUUGCCAUGAAACGAUUGAACAUGUGCAAUUCUGCCCUAGAAAUCAUCACCAAAACAGAUGACCUGAACGUAAAAAUACCUGUGGUUGGCCUCGUCUAUUGGCUUUGCCAAAAUCCCUCUUGUAAAAAAGAGUUUACAGAUCUUGGAGCUGACACUUUUUUAAGGGAAGUUGCCAACAAGAACAAGGAUCCUCUCCUUUCCAAGUAUUUAAAUUAUGUGUUGCAUAGCCUUUCAUUCAAAGUUAAAAGUCGAGAGGAAUUGUUAAAUGAAAUUCUUGUACAACAACAGGAACAACAGUCACUAAUGUCCAGCAGCAGUGGCGGAGGUAAUAACCUUAAGGACGACAAAGCACUGCUGAACAACUCAUCAUCCUCAGCAACACCAAUCAUCAUGACAGAAAAGUCCUUCACUCCCUAUGUAACACCAUCACCAAGACAUUUCUUCAAUUUGGCGAGAGCCAACCCAACUUCAACCACAUCACCAUCAAGGAAGAGAUUAGAAUUUUCAACACCCACCAAAUCAGAAAAAUCAUCAAGCAGCAAUUCCUCAUCCUUCUCACAGACAGAGUUGAAACCUGAACUCGUUUAUGAGUCCUCGACCACCGACACCGAGGAGUCCUCCCCAACUGAUCCGUGA
Molecule: messenger RNA, 1110 nt
Organism: Naegleria fowleri
Lineage: Eukaryota; Heterolobosea; Eutetramitea; Acrasida; Naegleriidae
Exons: 3
Coding region: 1-1110 (369 amino acids)
Source: RefSeq, a predicted model, not a curated record